Molecule: messenger RNA, 7593 nt
Organism: Ornithodoros turicata
Lineage: Eukaryota; Metazoa; Arthropoda; Arachnida; Ixodida; Argasidae
Gene: RhoGAPp190
Product: rho GTPase-activating protein 190-like
Exons: 24
Coding region: 294-5987 (1897 amino acids)
Biological process (GO): regulation of cell size; regulation of axonogenesis; Rho protein signal transduction
Cellular component (GO): cytosol
Molecular function (GO): GTPase activator activity
Source: RefSeq, a predicted model, not a curated record
UCAAACAUGGCUGGUUUUCGGAUGUUGCCGAAGAAUGUGUGUGUGCUUGUGUGAAGUGCUACGCUAGUGUGUUUUCUUUUUCACUGGAGUUCGUCGCAGAUCAUUGUUGUUACGAUUGCAGCUUUGCAAACUGUGUUCAGGUUAUCUGUCCUCCUUCCAGACAGGCACUUGGGCCGCGAUGGGCGGACCCCGAACUACGGCCAGUGACGCCGAUACGACGUGAGGCGGCAGUCGGAUGCCGUUGGCCCUGAAGUGGGCCCCUCGCCGCGGCGGGCCCUAACAACAGGGGCCCGAUGACGACGAGGCGGUCUCAGGGCCUCGGUGGAGGCGGGACAUCGGGUGGGAGCACCGAUGCCGCGGCUCGAACCCUCUGCGUCGCCGUCGUAGGGCUCUCUGGCACGGAGCGCGAGAAGGGAGCCACAGGGGUGGGCAAGUCUUGCCUCUGCAACCGCUUCGUGCGGCCCCUGGCGGAUGAUUACCACACGGACCACAUAUCGGUGCUCAGCCAGACAGACUUUGGUGGGCGGGUUGUCAACAAUGAUCAUUUCCUCUACUGGGGGGAGGUGACCAAGACAUCUGAAGAAGGGGCAGAGUUCCACUUCCACGUCGUGGAGCAGACAGAGUUCAUCGAUGACUCAUCUUUCCAGCCUUUUAAAAGCGGCAAGACAGAUCCCUACAUCAAGCGUAGCACAACCACUCGCCUCACUUCAGCCGAGAAACUCAUGUACAUUUGUAAGAAUCAGCUCGGCAUUGAAAAAGAAUAUGAACAGAAGCUCUUCCCCGAUGGUCGUAUGGGUGUGGACGGUUUUGUUUGUGUGUUUGACGUAUGUCAAGUGCCGGGCAGGAUGAUAGAGAAACAAGUGGAAUUCACGGCGGCCCUCCUCAACGCUCUACUCCGCACUCGGAAACCAGUCAUCCUGGCAACUACCAAAGGCGACGAAGCCGUCGACGCUUACAUACGUGAGGCAGAAAGGCUAGUUGCCCGCAAAGAUCUCAAGGGUCAAGUUCCUCUAGUUGAAACGUCGGCGCAUGAGAACAUCAACGUCGAAAAUGCCUUCCUCCUCAUUGCCCAAAUGGCCGACAAGGCAGCUCGCGGAGGACGGGGAGGUGUGGGCCGGAUCGCUCCAUUCACCGAAGCGGUCCGGGCACGGAGAGAAGCGCUGGAUCAGGCGACGGAGGCAUUCCAGUCGCUAGUGCGGACUCAGGUGACGGAUCACAGGGUGGUGUGGAGUUCAGUGAGCAAGAGGUUGUCACAGAGUCCAGAGUUUGAGAGGUAUUGUGGACUGUUUGGCCGAUCGGCGGCUCGGACUGCAUUUGACAGACAUGUGCGGAGGCUGAGGGAGGAACACGUGGGUAGGAGGGUACGGGGCUACUUGAGGGCGCUGCCGGCAGCGCUGGCUGACCUGUUGCCCAAUUUGGAUGGCAUCGGCGAGAGUGAUUGGACGACGGUCAAAGACGAAAUCCUUCGAAACCAUCCCGACUUCGACCACUUCUUCUUGGAAGUACCGGGCAGCACCACAUGGCAGGAAGCCGUGGAUUCGCCGGACCAGGACAACACUGAGGACGGGCGGAUCCCUUUCCCGCUGCUGGAGUUGUCCGAAGCAGAGAACUGCUUCCUGGAGCACAGAGCCACUCUGGAAGCGGAGCAGAGGAGAAGAGAGCUGCGCGACCAGUUCACGCAGCUCCUGGAAGAGACCGGGUACGUGACGCCCGGAAAAACGCUGGGGGAGGUCAGGGUCCUCUUCAUGGGGAGGGAGUGCUACGAGCAGCUCUCUGAGGCUGAUCUUCUCGAGGUCUACGAGGAGCACCAACGGGAGAUCACGGAACGCGCGAGGGCUCAAUUUCAAGAGUUGCUCCUGGAGCAUGCUGAACUUUUCUACGAGUUUGCCAACGUGGGACCCGGCAGCGUUAUCACUCAAGAGGACAUUGCUAAGAUCACAGAGGCACUGCAAGAAGAUUCCAGGUAUAAGACACUAGACCGAUUAGAUCAGGAUCGCAUGUUGAUGCUGCUGCGACAUUUGGGUUUUGUCCACGGCCCGAUUCGAGAACAUUGUCCAGCUAAUCCAAACUGCAUGGACAACCUUAUUGAAAAGGUCAUAGCCCAGAAGGCACAUAGGCCAUCAUCAUGGACUAGAAAUAAUCAGUGGCUUUUGGAGUCUGAGAACAACCAGCUCAAUCUGGUAGUCCUCGGGACAGGGGGACUUGCUGAUGAAGUGGCCAGUGCUGUUAGGGCAAACUGUAACGAUGAUACCUUUGAGCUGGACAAAAUCCAGUACAGCCUGGACUUCAGGAUCAUCGACGGGGACGUUGGACUUCCGCAGAACUCGUUCAGGACCACGGAUUUCACGCCUCAUGGUUGUUUCUGUGUGUACUCCAAUCACCAAAGUCUGGAGUAUGUGCGUGACAGCCUGGAAAAGACGUUGUUGUCCAAUUUAGAACAGGACGAUCGGCUUCCCUUCCAUGGUCUGCCCAUUGUCAUUCUGUUUGCAGCCGACGCCAGUAUCAAUGAGAAAGAUCUCGUGUUCCUGCGAGAAGAAGGACAGAAUCGUGCGAAAAGCUUACAGUGUCCCUUCGUCGAUGUGACGACUGCGGGAGGUGGUGGUGGUCCUGGGCAGCGGCUGGACGCCUCGCGUCUACUUCAGGCAAUGUCCUCGCUCGUUGAGAGUAUCCAGCGACGUGCGGGACUGUUGCAAAUCUACCACAGCCUCCCGGAACAGGCAGCAUGCCCAGAUCUCAGGGUCCUCAUGUGUAUGCUCUGCGGUGAUCCCUAUGCGGCGGAGCAUGUGUUGGCACCCCUCCUAGCGCACCAGUGUUGCCUGGCCACGGGCCCACACUCUCUAACAUUGGAGACGUACCUAGGGGCCGAGGGAAGCAAGCGGUCAGUCCAGGUGCGCGUCACCUCGUACCACGAGGCCACGGCUUACCGGGACCACCUCAUCCACGGCUUUAUACUGGUGUAUUCGGCUAAACGACGGGCAUCUCUAGCAACACUGAGCGCCUUCUCUAAGAACAUAUCCAAUGUGCCCAUCCAAAUUGUGGCUGUGACUGAGUCAGGAAGUGCGAGCGCCUUCUUUUCGAGCGACCUCUCUCAGCAGCUCAUUCGAGACGGAAAUGCCUUGGCCGACGUUUUGCAGGCCCAUUUCAUGACUACGUCUUCUGCUGCCCCACAAAAGACUGCGAUCUACACGCCUUUCUUCAAAGAGGUUUGGGAAAGGAAACCACAGAUUGAGAAAGCUUUUUAUAUGGAGGACUCUGACUACUCACCAGAGGGACGAACUCCGGUGCCACCACCCGUCCCCAACAGGCAGGAGUCCUAUAACCUGUGCAGUGGAAGGGGAUCGGUAGAAGACGGGGGAGAUUCCGAGGGACUGUAUGAGCAACUCCCUGCUGAUGGGCAGAGAGGAUGUGACGGGGACGAGUCAUCAUCUGUCGGGGGGGCAGUGCCUUCGCUCAGUCCAAGCGAUGACAGCGAGCUGUACACAAGCGUCUUCUCGCAGCAAGAAAAUGGCACAGAGCACUUGGUCAAGCCGAGUCAAGUCAAGAAGCGGAGAAGCUUGCAAGCAGACCUGUACCGCCAGUCCUUCCCGAGCACGGAAUCCCUCGACAGAAACAAGGGAGCCCCGCCUCCCCCUCUGCUUCCACCCGGUCGAGGAGGUGGGCCCGACCUCUCUUUUCCGCCCCCUGCCCAGUUGGUGACGUUUGGUGGUGGCGGAGGAGGAGGCCCCACCUCUUCACCACCACCCACCUACUUCCCCCCAUCACGCCUCCCGCUGCUAUACGCCACGGGUCGUCGCAACCGCGAGGAGUCGCAGCUUCCGGCACGCUUUGGAGGCCUCAAGAAAUCUAGCAGCCUCAAGGGGGCUGGUUACGCGAUUCCUGCGGCUCCACCCCUCGUGCCCACUGGGCGGGGCACGACCUCCAAAGGAACCUCCAAGAGGGGACCAGGGGGACAUAGGGGCAUUGUGGGGCAGGAGCAGGGCGUGGAAGAACCCCUGGAGGAUGCUUCAGACAGCGGGACUGACGACGACGAUACUCUUUCUUCGGGGCUUGGCGCCAGCUGCGACUUCCUUCAAGCGUACGGGGCAUACCCGCCGCCUCCGGAGCCUGCGCCACCUGAUUUCUCUUCCUCGGGCCUGGGGCUGAAGAAGGGGCCUUCUCUCUCUUCAGGCUGGACUGACAACCGAAUGUAUGGAGGCAGCUAUCAGAACCGAGCUGACGAAUGGAACGAGGGCAGUGGCGACCUCUACCACUCGGAGAGGCACAAAGUUGCGCCACCUACAAAGCCAAAGCCAUCCAAACCCAAGCCGGGCAAGUUGAACCUGAAACAGUUCGACCACUUGACAGACGCUAUCACACGACUGAACCUAGGGCCGCACAAGCAGGGCUCUACUCUGCCCAAGGCGGGGCUCCAUGCGCCCCUGGCUACCCCCGAAAGUACGGAUGACUACACCCAGGAUGGAAGCGGUCCCGUUUACGCGGCUGACGGGAGCGACUACGCGUACGCAGCAGUGCGAGGGAUGCUUCAAGAGGGCAAAGGGCACCGUGUCCGUUCGCUAGCUCGGAGGCACGCCAGCAGGGAGCGUUUUGAGAAGGGCUCAGACUCGGAUAGUGAGUGGAGCUCCUUGGAGAGACGCCAGGGCUGCGCAGUGGGCAGGGGUGCACGGCGCCCUGGCACCCACCGAAAGGCCCGGCGCAAACGUGGCAUACCUGUGGCUCCGCCACGCAUUCCCUCUUUUGAAGGCGGUGGUGGGGGCGGCACGCCCCCCGCUGUACCUCCCUUGCCUCCCUACCCUGGUGGAGUGAUGGGUCUGGAUCACCCCAUGGGCACAGCAGUGGUAGGGGUGUUGGGUGGUCCUCCGUCGGAGGGCAGUGACCUGUCUGAAGAAGAAGACGAUGAAGAAGGUGUGGGAGGAGAUCCCCACUACCGUGCCAUGCAUGCUGCUCAGCAGCUACAGCGGUCCAAGCACAAACACGGCCAGAAGCGGUCGUUCCGCCUGAAGCGUCGCAAGCCCCCUUCACUGGUGCCAGGCUCUGUGGUCCCACCCAGGGUGCCCUUGAGCAGCGGAAUCGAACACCUUGUGCGAUACGCCUCGGCUGAUGGCGGACUCUUCCUGCCAUCGUCCAAGCCAAAGCUAGAGCAAAGCCUGUCGUGCGUAGCUGCAACAGACGACGGCUCUAGCUAUGACAUCGCUGCUGCUACAAGGCUGGGUGGUAUGCUGAGGAACAGGGCUGAGUCAGAAAAGAGUACACGCAAGAAGGAAGAAAGGAAGAAGGCCCGAGAGGAUGAGAAGCUGGAAAAAAGGAGAGUGAAGGAAGAGGAGCGGCAGAAGCGGCUGACCGAAAAGAAGAAAAAACAGAGAAGCGGUGCAGCCGGCGCUAAGGGUCAGCCAGGCUUGGAAGAUUUUGUCCAGUCAGACGAAGUUGCCACGCCCCUCUUUGUCGACAAGUGCAUCCGGUUCAUCGAAGAGGAGGGCCUCGAUUCUGAGGGCAUCUAUCGAGUUCCCGGCAAUCGAGCACACGUGGACUUGCUCUUUCAAAAGUUUGACGAGGACCCCUCAGUCUCCAUUCGGGACCUUGACAUCCCCGUCAAUGCGGUGGCGACUGCACUGAAGGACUUCUUCUCUAAGCGGCUACCACCGCUUCUUUCGCCUGCCGAAAUGGACCAACUCACUGAGAUAGCAGGUAUCCAAGACCGGAGCUGCCGUCUGCUUGCUCUGAGGGAGCUCAUAAAGAACCUUCCUCCAGUCAACUUCGAAAUUCUGAAGUUUGUCUUUCACCACUUUGUAAAAGUGGCAGAAAACUGUCGCCUGAACAGCAUGGACAGCAAAAACCUGGCCAUCUGCUGGUGGCCAACAUUGCUCCCAUUAGAGUUCAACGACAUGGGCAUGUUCGAGAGGGUGCGACCGCACCUCGAAGACUCUGUGCAGACGAUGAUUGACCAGUUCCGCUUCCUCUACUGCAACCAGGAAGAGGUGCUCAAGGUUUGACACUCGUUCUGCUCGGUUGUGCCAAGAUAGCCAAUGGGAGAGUGUCUCGCUGGAACCAGUUGCGGUCGGCGCCUGCCCGACCCAGGGUUGCCGGGGGUGCGAAAGAAGUGCACAGAGUGUGUGUGCGUCAUUCCACGGGAGGACGAUUGCUCGUUGCUCGACAAGCGGCAGCGUGAGGGGCCGCUCGCGGAACAUUUUGGCAGGGUAUGGAGGAUGUGGUCCGUCUUCGGAGCUACUCCUGAUUGUUCUAAUUCUUCGUGCAUUUUUUUUUUUUAAAUUGCCACACGUAUUUAUAGUUCUACAUGUGUUGGACGUGACGUCACACACAGUUGGGAAGUAGUGCUAGCUUUUUUAUUUUCUAUUUUAGAACUAUCACGAAGCCUACCCCUUAGCCACACAAAUAGAUCAUAAUUUAACUCGCUGCCUUUCCGUUGCGAUGCGGAAUUACUUUGUUCUUCUUUCAUCCUGUCUCUGUUCUUCCAUCUGCUCUACCAUUUGCCAUUUUCUUAUUAUUCUUAUUACUAUUUAUAGAGGCACAGUUUUUUGGCCUACCUAUCACUAUUGCACACAGGACGUUCCUCAAAAUCGUUUUGUUGCAGGACUUUUAAGCUUAUUUUCUCUGUUCAAACCGUCAUCCUUCUAGAAUUUUAUCUGCUUGGGUACGGAAGAUGCAGUUAUGACCCGUGCACCUUCGUUUCUGCUGCCCCGAUUUUAAGUUUUCACACUUUCACUUCUGCUCAGAUAUUCCUGUCAGUAUGAAGACGAACCAGCAUUGAAAUGCAACCAAUAUUCGCAUGACUUACUUCCUUUCUUCCUCUUUUUUUUUUUUUUUCGUCUUCUGUGUGUGUUUAAGAAAAAAAUUUUGGGUUCCCGUCCAGUCCCGAAGGAACCUGAGCGCAUCACCGAUGGUGAAACCGGAAAGUCCAGCAUUGUGAUAUAUACAUAUCGUUUUCCUCCGUAUGCCGUAUGUUUGGUCACAUGGUUUUCUCAAUUUUGUGUUCUGCUUUUUACGUACGCUUUUUGGGUGUACAGGAGACAGGAAAUCACACGAAGAUGGCGUGAGCAUUUGCAUUGUAGUCAGCUAACGACUUUUUCUUCUUUUUUUUUUUUUCUAGCGUGCAUUAGCUGCGAUACUCGUGACUAUCGCAACCCUCCCCGACAUGUUCCUGUGUUCGAAUGGAGCGCUUUGUCACCGUGCAGUAGAUAAAUCUUGUGUCAAAGUUUGCACGGGGUGACUUCCAAGUCCAAACCACCACCCCCCAGCUGAGAGGCAUGUAAUUUUGUUAAUUUACUUUAUAAAUAUAUAAAUAUAUAUAUAAAUAGGAAAGAAGUGACGUUAGAGUAUUUUAAUUUACCUGUACAGUUUUUCAUUUUGCAUGGCAGACGGCUGUCGUCUGCGGUGGGGAAGUUUGGUGAGGGCUGCGGAAGCAUUGUAUGAUAGUUUAAGGACAUAGGAUAAGAGUAUCGACAUGGAUGGACUCCCAUUUUUUGGGCAACCCCCGCAGUCCCUUCUCCAGUGCGAGUGUGUGCGUGUGUUCGGCACAAAAUAAGAAUAAACGUGUUUUGUGAGUGGUGUAUGAAUAAAGUGAUGAUAGAGACAGGUGAA